Molecule: messenger RNA, 282 nt
Organism: Solanum stenotomum
Lineage: Eukaryota; Viridiplantae; Streptophyta; Magnoliopsida; Solanales; Solanaceae
Product: small polypeptide DEVIL 4
Exons: 1
Coding region: 107-259 (50 amino acids)
Biological process (GO): negative regulation of cell population proliferation
Source: RefSeq, a predicted model, not a curated record
CUCCUUUUCCCACUUCAAAUCCAACUUCAUUAAUUCUUCUACUACUUUGCUCAGUCUCACACAACACACUAUACCUUGAUUUCAAAGAAUUAAAUUGGCAAUAGAAAUGAAGAUGAACAAUGUUGGUGGUGCAAGUCAUGAUGAGAGCUCAAAGAAGAAAAUGUCAAGUAGAAGACUUGGAAAGUUUCUUAAGGAGCAAAGAGGGAGGCUUUACAUAAUGAGAAGAUGUGUAGUCAUGCUUCUUUGUUGGCAUGAUUGAUAAUCCCAAAUAGAAAUAAUUGA